Messenger RNA from Manacus vitellinus (golden-collared manakin), 4448 nucleotides. RefSeq names its product contactin associated protein like 5 (gene CNTNAP5). The record is from RefSeq and is a predicted model, not a curated record. The coding region runs from base 262 to 4182 and encodes 1306 amino acids. The transcript has 24 exons. Lineage: Eukaryota; Metazoa; Chordata; Aves; Passeriformes; Pipridae.
CGCUCGCAAGGUGAAUCGCCGCGGCGGCAGCCGGGGCAGGGAGCUCGGCUCAGGCGCUGCCGCCCGCGUCCGGAGCGGCUCCUCCAAGGGCCGCGGAGGAGGAUCCCUCGGCCUCCCCCGGCUUCCCUUCACCCGGAGUGUUUGGAUGCUGUAUGGAGUAAAUGAGCGGUGGGAGAGAGAGAGCACAGAGGCUGAGGGGCGCUCGGAGAUCGGGACCAGGGGAGACAGGCGAGCGGCUGGCUUCCCCCUGCGGGGCUGAACAUGGAUUCCCGAGCUCUCGGGGGCUUCACUUUGCUGCUCUUCAGUUUAUGGCACCUGGGAUUAACUGCAACAAAUUAUAAUUGUGAUGAUGCGUUGAUAUCUCCUGUACCUUCAACAGCCCUUACCAGUUCCUCUGAGCUCUCCAGUACCCACAGUCCCAGCUUUGCAAAGCUCAACAGGCGAGAUGGAGCUGGUGGCUGGUCCCCUCUGGAGUCAAAUGAGCAGCAGUGGUUGCAGGUUGAUCUUGGGGACAGAGUGGAGAUUGUCACGGUCGCUACGCAGGGCCGGUACGGGAGCUCAGACUGGGUAACCAGUUACACGCUGAUGUUCAGCGACACCGGACGCAACUGGAAACAGUACAGACAAGAUGACAUCAUCUGGGUUUUCACAGGGAACAGCAACGCUGACAGUGUGGUUCACCACAAGCUGCUGCACUCCAUGAAAGCUCGCUUCCUGCGCUUCGUCCCUCUGAAGUGGAAUGUUGGUGGGCAGAUAGGGCUGAGAGUUGAGGCAUUCGGCUGCUCCUAUAAGUCAGAUAUUGCAGACUUCGAUGGCAGAAGUUCACUUCUCUACAGGUUCAAUCAGAAGCUUAUGAGCACAUUCAAAGAUGUGGUUUCCUUGAAGUUCAAGAGCAUGCAGGGGGAUGGAGUCUUAUUCCAUGGAGAAGGACAGCGUGGAGACUACAUUACCUUGGAACUUCAGAAAGGGAAGCUCUCCUUGCACAUCAACCUGGGGGACUCCAACCUGCACUUCAGUAACAGCCACACAUCUGUCACCCUGGGCAGCCUCCUGGAUGACCAGCACUGGCACUCGGUUCUCAUAGAACGCUUCAACAAACAAGUGAACUUCACAGUGGACAAGCACACCCAACAUUUCCGAACGAAGGGGGAUUCAGAUCACUUGGAUAUUGAUUAUGAGCUCAGUUUUGGAGGUAUUCCUGUACCGGGGAAACCAGGAACCUUUCAGAGGAAAAAUUUCCACGGGUGCAUUGAGAACCUUUAUUACAAUGGAGUCAAUAUAAUUGACCUGGCAAAAAGGCGCAAACCUCAGAUCUAUACUGUGGGGAACGUGACUUUUUCUUGCUCAGAACCACAAAUUGUUCCCAUCACCUUUGUGAGCACCAGUCGAAGCUACUUGCUACUACCCGGCACUCCUCAAAUUGAUGGUUUGUCAGUCAGCUUCCAGUUUCGAACAUGGAAUAAAGAUGGCUUACUUCUGUUCACCGAAUUGUCUGAAAAUUCAGGACCUCUCUUGGUUUACCUCCACAGUGGGAGAUUGAUAUUACUUAUUCAAAAAGAGACUGAGAACCCAGUGGAAAUCAGUGAAGGCACCAAUCUCCACGAUGGGCUUUGGCAUUCUGUUAACAUCAAUGCCAGAAGACAUCGCAUUACCCUGACACUGGAUAACAACGCUGCCACUGCCAGCCAUGCAACCACUGUCUCAAGGAUCUACUCUGGGAACAGCUACUAUUUUGGAGGGUGCCCUGACAAUUUCACUGAUUCCCAGUGUUUAAAUCCCAUUACUGCUUUUCAAGGCUGUAUGAGGCUCAUCUUUAUUGAUAACCAGCCCAAGGACCUCAUUUUAGUUCAGCAAGGCUCCCUGGGGAAUUUUAGUGAUUUACACAUUGAUCUGUGUGGCAUCAAAGACAGAUGUUUACCCAACUACUGUGAACAUGGAGGUAAAUGCUCUCAGUCCUGGACCACCUUUUACUGCGAUUGUAAUGAUACGGGCUACACGGGAGCAACCUGUCACAACUCUAUCUAUGAACAUUCUUGCGAGGCUUACCGACACCAAGGGAAGACAUCAGGUUUCUUCUACAUCGAUUCUGAUGGAAGUGGACCACUUGGACCACUCCGUGUUUUUUGCAAUAUCACAGAAGAUAAGAUCUGGACUGCAGUGCAGCACAACAGCACAGGGCUAACCAGAGUCCAAGGAGCUGACCGGGAGAAGCCGUACACCAUGUCCUUCAGCUACAACAGCAGCGCGGAGCAGCUGGAAGCCGUGAUAAGCAGUGCAGAGAACUGCGAGCAGGAGGCAGCCUACCACUGCAAAAAGUCACGUCUCCUGAAUACCCCGAAUGGAAUGCCAUUUGCUUGGUGGGUUGGCCGUGCCAAUGAAAAGCAUCUUUACUGGGGAGGAUCUCUUCCGGGCAUUCAACAAUGUGCAUGUGGACUGGAAGAAAGUUGUCUGGAUAUGAGAUAUUUUUGCAACUGUGACGCAGAUAGAGAAGAAUGGACAAAUGAUACCGGCCUCCUUACUUUCAAAGACCAUUUGCCUGUAACUCAGAUAGUGAUCACUGACACAAACAGAUCAAAUUCUGAGGCUGCUUGGAAAAUCGGCCCUUUGCGUUGCUAUGGAGACAGACAGUUCUGGAACGCUGCUUCCUUCAACACGGAGGCCUCCUAUCUGCACUUCCCCACAUUCCAUGCCGAGUUCAGUGCAGACAUCUCCUUCUUCUUCAAAACUACUGCCGUCUCUGGGGUAUUCUUGGAAAACCUUGGGAUUAAAGAUUUCAUACGAAUUGAAAUAAGCUCCCCCAAAGAGAUCACCUUCUCCAUAGACGUCGGGAAUGGCCCCACAGAAGCCACUGUGCAGUCUCCCAGCCCCCUGAAUGACAACCAGUGGCACUACAUCCGAGCAGAGAGGAACCUCAAGGAAACCUCUCUCCAGGUGGACAGCCUCCCCAAGAAGGUCCUGGAGGCACCUACUGAGGGGCACUUUCGCUUGCAGCUCAACAGCCAGUUAUUUGUAGGAGGAACAGCUUCCAGACAGAAGGGCUUUUUGGGAUGCAUUCGAUCUCUGCAUUUAAAUGGACAGAAACUUGACCUUGAAGAGAGAGCUAAAAUGACACCUGGUGUUAAACCUGGAUGUCCAGGGCAUUGCAGCAGUUAUGGUAACCUGUGCCAUAACGGAGGUAAAUGUGUGGAGAAGUAUACUGGUUACUUCUGUGAUUGUACCAACUCAGCCUAUGAAGGACCUUUCUGCAAGGAAGAGGUUUCUGCAUUAUUUGAAGCCGGCACUUCUGUUACCUAUAUUUUCCAAGAACCUUAUCCUGUCACGAAAAAUGCAAGCACCUCAAGCUCUGCCAUUUAUGCGGAUGCUGUCAUGUCCAAGGAGAAUAUUGCAUUUAGCUUUCUCACAGCACAUACCCCAAGCCUUCUACUGUACAUCAACACCUAUUUUCAUGAAUAUUUGGCCGUGAUUCUCUCCAAGAAUGGAAGUUUACAGGUUCGAUACAAGCUGAGUAAAGACGGGCUUCUCAUUUUCACCAUUGACUCCGGAAAUUUUGCCAACCGAGAGCUGCACCACGUGAAGAUUAACAGAGAAGGCAGAGAGCUCAUCAUUCAGGUUGAUCAAGUUCUCAAACUCAAACACAACUUUUCUGAGAUUGAUUUUAAGGCCAUUAAAUCACUCACCUUGGGCAAGGUCACAGAUAGUUUGUCACUGGACCCUGAAGUCUCAAAGGCAAAUGCCUAUGGUUUCACUGGCUGCUUGUCCUCUGUUCAGUACAACCACAUUGCUCCCCUGAAAGCUGCCUUACGCCAUCCCAGCAUUGCUCCUGUGACUGUCAAAGGUUCCUUGACUGAAUCCAGCUGUGCAUCCAUAAUGGAUGCUGAUGUGAACACAGCAACAACAAUAUAUUCUUCAUCAGAUCCUUUCGGGAAGACAGAUGAAAGAGAACCUCUCACCAAUGCAGUCAGAAGUGAUUCAGCUGUGAUUGGAGGUGUAAUAGCAGUUGUGAUAUUCAUCAUCUUUUGCAUCAUUGCCAUCAUGAGCAGAUUCCUCUAUCAGCACAAACAAGCACAUCGAAGUAGCCAGAAAAAGGAGAAGGAGUACCCAGAAAACCUCGAGAGCAACUUUAAAGCUGACAUUGACUUGCAGAACACAGUGAGCGAGUGCAAACGGGAAUAUUUUAUCUGAUGGACAAUGCAAUUUAUUCUUGCUCUUACUUCCCUAACCUUCCUUUAUUUAUUCCUUUAUUCCUUUCUUCCUUCCUUAUUUUUUUUUUGGAAAAUUUUUUUAAACGUUCAUUUUUUGCUAUUCCAUUUGGAAAAGACCGCCCUGCACAGGAAACACUGAGAACAAUCACAGUGCCUCAUUCUUUGCACAAGAACCUGGCAAUCACAGUUUACUUCUUCAGCUCAAGAGACCUGUUAUCCCACCCUACACAAAAUAAGAUCCACAUG